GACCUUGACGCACCUUCCUAUUCGUUUGUCUCCGCCCCCCGCCGCUGCUGUCAAAUCUUUGAGACAGGCAGCGGCGUGGGGUGUCUGGGGCGCUCGUCUGAAGCUGAAUUCGUUCAUCCUUCAGAUUGAAAAUUGAUAAAAAUAGAAAUAAUUAAGUAUACUAUUCAGUGGUACAUUUUACCAGUGCCCGAGAAGAUUUACGUGCCAGUUUUGAAGAAAUUGAGCGUGCUGUGACACAGACAGGUGUGACUGAAUUUGGUGAAGCAACGUUUUAAUUAUCAUUCGUACAGUGCAUGUGCUGAUUACAUCAACUACCUAAUUUCCUAAUGGCUGGAAAAUUCAAUAAGAGAUUUUACCGGUCUGAUAGUUUACACGAUCUUUUCUUAGACAAGGGCAAAGAAGCUUCGGAAACCAAUCAAUGGCUGUUUGAGGUCAGUCAUGAGGCAGCAAAUAAAGUCGGAGGAAUCUAUACCGUUAUCCGGUCCAAGUGCAAUGUGACAGUGGAGGAGUGGGGCGACCAGUACUGUCUGCUGGGGCCCUACAAGGAGCACCAGGCGCGCACCGAGAUCGAGCCCUUCGAGUACCCCGAGGGCAGCGUCUUCCACGCGGUCGUGUCAUCGCUCAGAGAACAGGGAUGGAAGGUGGUCACAGGCCGCUGGCUGGUAGACGGAAACCCGCAGAUCAUCCUCUUCGACGUCGGCUCGGCGUCAUGGAAGAUGAACGAGAUGAAGGACGAGCUGUGGAACCUGGCCGGCAUCGGCAUCCCCAACCCGGACGUCGAGUGCAACGACGCCGUCGUCUUCGGCUACAUGGUGGCAGAGUUCCUUCAGCAGUUCCGUAACCGACUGCCGGAGUUCACCGAUGGCCCUCCGCGCAUGGUGGCGCACUUCCACGAGUGGCUGGCCGGUGUCGGUCUCAUCCUGGCCCGGCUCAGGAAGAUUGACCUGGCUACCGUGUUCACGACACACGCCACGCUGCUGGGACGCUUCCUCUGCGCCGGAAAUACCGACUUCUACAACAACCUGCCCUAUUUCAACAUUGACGAGGAGGCUGGUAAGCGUCAGAUCUACCACCGGUACUGCAUGGAGCGGGCGUCCACCCACCUCUGUCACACGUUCACAACCGUCUCCGAGAUCACCGGACUGGAGGCCGAGCAUCUGCUCAAGAGGAAGCCAGACAUUGUGACUCCGAAUGGUCUGAACGUGAAGAAGUUCUCCGCGCUGCACGAAUUCCAGAACUUGCACGCCCUCAGCAAAGCCAAGAUCAACGACUUCGUCCGCGGCCACUUCUACGGUCACUUUGACUUCAAUCUUGACAAGACGCUGUACUUCUUCAUCGCUGGUCGUUAUGAGUUUGGAAACAAGGGAGCCGAUAUCUUCAUCGAGUCACUCUCUCGGCUCAACCACUACCUCAAGAGCUCAGGCUCGGACGUAACGGUCGUCGCGUUCAUGAUCUUCCCCACCAAGACCAACAACUUCAACGUGGAGAGCUUGCGCGGCCACGCCGUCACCAAGACGCUCAAAGACUCCAUCGAGGAUAUUCAGAAGAAGAUCGGCAGCCGAAUGUUCGAGAUCUGCAUGACCGGUCGUCUUCCCGAGAGCACAGAGCUGCUGACGCGAGAGGACAACGUCCGCCUGAAGCGGUGUAUCUACUCGAUGCAGCGCUCCUGUCUGCCUCCUAUCACCACACACAACGUGGUCAAUGACGGCGAGGACCCGGUGCUCCGCUCGCUACGGCGCUGCCACCUCUUCAACGACAAAUCCGACAGAGUCAAGGUGGUGUUCCACCCCGAGUUCCUGUCGCACACCAACCCUCUGCUCGGUAUGGACUACGAGGAGUUUGUGCGCGGCUGUCACAUGGGCGUGUUCCCGUCCUACUACGAGCCGUGGGGCUACACGCCGGCAGAGUGCACCGUCAUGGGCAUACCGUCCAUGACCACAAACCUCUCCGGGUUCGGCUGUUUCAUGUCGGAGCACAUAGCCGACCCGAUGUCGUACGGCAUCUACAUCGUGGACCGGCGCAGUAUCGGCCUGGAGGACUCGAUCCGCGAGCUGGCCAAGUACAUGUACGACUUCACGCGGCUGAACCGGCGCCAGCGGAUCAUCCAGCGCAACCGUACAGAGCGGCUCAGCGACCUGCUCGACUGGCGCAACCUGGGCAUCUACUACCGGCGCGCGCGUCAGCUGGCGCUGCACGCCGUCUACCCGGAGAUGGCCGUCUCGGAGGAGCACGGCGGCCGCAUGAGCUACCCGCGGCCCCUCAGCGAGCCGCCCAGUCCGACCACGUCGCGCUCCACCACGCCGGCGCCCUCCGAGAUCGGAUCAGAUGAUGAGGUCGACGAUGAGGAGGAGGCGAGCUGGGUUCGAAACGCGAACGGCAUGUACACGCUCCAGUACCGCUGAUCCUCACUGUCGCUCCUAGUCCUGUCCUACGCCCACGUAACCCAGCUGCUGGAGCUGGCUAUCAAAGACGACCAGUAAGACGUCCGAGCGGCCAGCCUCGGGCUAGUGUCGCCACUCCGCGACGGCUAAUGGAGUGUCUGUGAACGCCGGGCUCGGUGUUACGCGCGCGCAUGGGUGUGUGCGUGUCUGCGCUUAUCUGAGAGAGAACUGGAGAUCUGACACCCGAUGAUCUGUUUCGCCGAGGAGCGGAGGCGGUGCUGCGCGCGCGCGCGAUGAUUUAGUAGCAGGGCUCCGUUUUGUCACCGGUGUAUGAGAUGUGUCGCUAUUCUGGGUGGGGAUAUGACGUGUGAUUUGCAAUUAGCUCGCUGUGUGUGCUGUUCUGAUUCUGUUUUCUAACGGAUGCUAACGUGAGGAUAAGUCUUGCCGUACGAUAAACUUCAGUCAUCAUUUUUUUUUUGUCGAAUACUCAAGUCCAUGACAAUAUUGGAUUCCAGUCAGUUCUUGUGCAAUAAAUAGUGAAUUGAUGUAUUUUAUAAUUGCUGUUGUCAAAUUGAGCUAGGCUCACAUGGUACCUACAUCGUUCAACGAAAGGCUUCCCUUUACUGUGUAGCGAAUGCUUAUGCUCGCGUCUAACUACGAUGCCUCUGUGUUAAACUGGCACGAUAGUUUGCUGUGCUUUCAAUGUUUCGGGUGUCAGACACUAAUGCCACAAAGGCAGGCAGUCCUUUUUGGAAGGCGCUAACUAUUUUAGGCCACGUAUUUCCGAUAUUAAUCACUAAUGACAAUGUAUAAGUGCAAUUUCUGUUCUUAAAUUGAUGUUAUCCAUCUUGCCGAGGAUGCACUGAUGAAUUAUCGGCAGGGCUGCCCGGCCGCUGUUGGCUGCGCCAGUCAUGUACUACUCAGGAGGAGGUGGGAUCACUCCUCGUACUAACGCCGCCAGUUUGCGCACGCGCGUGGGACGCUCAGGUGUGCGCCGUCUGUCAGGGUGUGCGUUUACGAACGCACGUGUGUGUAUGUGUGUGUGUGCUCGCGUGUCUGCUGAGGCGAGGACUGCUCGGUGUUGGUCAGAGGCCGGCCGACGGUCCGUGACGAGGGCGCUCUCGUCGUCAGCUAGUCGUGCGACAACCAGCGACACAGUACUGCCGACCGGGGUGGCGCUCGGACGUCACGUCCUGCGUGACGUGGGACGUCACGUUAUGCGUCACACGCCGCCCCGCGAGCGGCGGCCGGUGGAGGUCGGACGCGCGCGCGCUAAUCAUGUUACGGGAACUAACUGCCAGCGGGCCUUCUGUGAGCUCUGUACAUACGAUUAACAUGUCGCCCGAGGGAGGAGCGUGUAUUAGCCGGUCUGAGGUGUGUGACUGUCUGGGUGAAUGGCUGUUAAAAUACAACAUCAUUGGUAGA
This is a messenger RNA of Amphibalanus amphitrite, 3806 nucleotides long. RefSeq names its product glycogen [starch] synthase-like. The record is from RefSeq and is a predicted model, not a curated record. The transcript is spliced from 14 exons. Gene Ontology annotation, molecular function: alpha-1,4-glucan glucosyltransferase (UDP-glucose donor) activity. NCBI's taxonomy places the organism in Eukaryota, Metazoa, Arthropoda, Thecostraca, Balanomorpha, Balanidae. Bases 327 to 2402 code for a protein of 691 amino acids. Gene Ontology annotation, biological process: glycogen biosynthetic process. Gene Ontology annotation, cellular component: cytoplasm.